AUGAAUGCCUUCGAGUACAAUGCCAACCCCGGCAGGGUCAUCUUUGGCUCUGGCAGCAUCAAAAAGCUACCUGAUGAGAUCAGGAGACUCAAACUCUCUUCACCUUUGCUACUAACCACACCACGCCAAGCCAACUUGAUCGACCUGUUAGAAAGUGUCCUUAACUCCUCCUCCCCUUCCAUCAAACCAGCCGGCACCUUCACCAAAGCCACCAUGCACACCCCCUACCACAUCACCCAAAAAGCCCUCUCCUACGUCCAAACCAUCACCGCCGACUGCAUCAUCUCCAUCGGCGGCGGCAGUACCACCGGCCUGGGCAAAGCCAUCUCCUUCAACACCGGCCUCCCACACAUCAGCAUCCCAACCACCUACGCCGGCAGCGAAAUGACCGCAACCCUCGGCGAAACCAAAGAUGGCCACAAAACCACAAGGCACGACCGCAGAAUCCUCCCUGGGACCGUCAUCUACGACGUCGACCUCACCACAUCCCUGCCCGCAACCAUAUCCGCCACAUCCGGCAUAAACGCCAUAGCGCACGCCGUCGAAGCGCUCUACGCGCCCAACGGCAACCCGAUCACCAACCUGCUGGCCCUAGAGGGGAUCAAAGCGCUCGCAGAAUCUCUGCCCGAGAUCGUCCAGGACCCGACAUCCCAGCCCGCGCGGGAGAGAGCGCAAUAUGGCGCCUGGCUCUGCGGCACCUGUCUCGGCACCGUAAAGAUGUCCCUACACCACAAAAUUUCCCACGUCCUCGGCGGCUCCUUUGAUCUGCCUCACUCGGAAACACACACCAUUGUCCUCCCUCACGCCCUCUCUUACAGUGCACCUGCGAUCCCGGGAGCGAUGGCUAAGCUUGCCUCGGUGCUGCCGGGUAGCGAUGGCGACGCGAUCAAAGGGCUGAACGCGCUGUUGGAGAAAUUACGGGUCAAAAAGGGGUUGAAGGAGUUUGGGAUGAGGGAGGAGGAUGUGCAGAGGGCGGCGGAGAUCGCGGUGGAGAAUCCGUACGCGAAUCCGAGGCAGGUGGAGUUGGAACUUGUGAAGGAGUUGAUACGGAGGUGUUGGGCUGGGGAGGAGGCACGGGCGGAUUUCUAG
Molecule: messenger RNA, 1089 nt
Organism: Endocarpon pusillum Z07020
Lineage: Eukaryota; Fungi; Ascomycota; Eurotiomycetes; Verrucariales; Verrucariaceae
Exons: 1
Coding region: 1-1089 (362 amino acids)
Cellular component (GO): mitochondrion
Molecular function (GO): maleylacetate reductase activity; alcohol dehydrogenase (NAD+) activity; metal ion binding
Source: RefSeq, a predicted model, not a curated record